AGAGCGCGCGUCCUCAGCCCGCGCAGUGGUCCUGCAGCCUCCCUCACGCCCCCGAGCCACCAAAGGCGGCGACACCUGAUCCGGCGCGCAAACACGGGUCCCUUCUGUCCCGGAUACAGUUACGCGGCUGAAACACACUCAAACUCACGCACAGCACUCUCCGGAGACGAGCUAUGAAGUCCUACACUCCAUAUUUCAUGCUCCUAUGGAGUGCUGUUGGGAUUGUGAAGGCUGCCAAAAUCAUCAUUGUGCCGCCAAUUAUGUUUGAAAGCCAUAUGUACAUUUUCAAGACACUGGCUUCGGCCUUGCACGAGAGAGGCCACCAUACAGUGUUCCUUCUCUCUGAAGGCAGAGACAUCGCCCACUCUAAUCAUUACAGCCUCCAACGUUAUCCAGGGAUUUUUAACAGCACCACCUCUGACGCUUUCCUGCAGUCCAAAAUGCGGAAUAUUUUCUCUGGGAGAUUGACAGCUAUUGAACUGUUUGACAUACUGGAUCACUACACCAAGAACUGUGACAUGAUGGUUGGCAACCAUGCCCUCAUUGAGGAUCUGAAAAAAGAAAAGUUUGACCUGCUGCUGGUGGACCCUAAUGAUAUGUGUGGAUUUGUGAUUGCUCAUCUUUUAGGCGUUAAAUAUGCUGUGUUUUCCACUGGCCUUUGGUAUCCUGCCGAAGUGGGUGCUCCUGCUCCGUUAGCUUACGUUCCUGAGUUUAACUCACUCCUCACAGAUCGCAUGAACUUGCUGCAAAGGAUAAAAAACACCGGCGUUUACCUCAUUUCCAGAAUAGGGGUCAGCUUUCUGGUUCUUCCCAAAUAUGAAAGGAUAAUGCAGAAAUACAACCUGCAGCCGGAGAAGUCCAUGUACGACUUGGUUCAUGGGUCCAGUCUGUGGAUGCUGUGUACUGAUGUAGCCCUGGAGUUUCCAAGACCCACUCUGCCUAAUGUUGUUUACGUAGGAGGAAUCCUAACCAAACCGGCCAGUCCACUACCAGAAGAUCUCCAACAGUGGGUAAAUGGUGCUAGCGAACAUGGCUUUGUGCUGGUCUCAUUUGGAGCGGGUGUCAAAUAUCUGUCAGAAGACAUUGCUAACAAACUUGCGGGAGCUCUGGGGAGACUGCCUCAAAAAGUGCUUUGGAGAUUUUCUGGAACCAAACCAAAGAAUCUAGGAAACAACACUAAGCUCAUAGAAUGGUUACCACAAAAUGACCUGCUGGGGCAUUCAAAUAUUAAAGCCUUCCUGAGCCAUGGUGGGUUGAACAGUAUUUUUGAAACUAUGUACCAUGGUGUGCCUGUGGUAGGAAUCCCACUUUUUGGAGAUCAUUAUGAUACAAUGACCCGUGUUCAGGCAAAAGGCAUGGGAAUAUUGCUGGAGUGGAAGACAGUUACCGAAGGAGAGCUAUAUGAAGCAUUGGUGAAAGUUAUCAAUAAUCCCAGCUACCGUCAGAGGGCCCAGAAGCUUUCAGAAAUUCACAAGGACCAGCCUGGCCACCCUGUCAAUCGCACUGUCUACUGGAUAGAUUACAUUCUCCGCCACAAUGGAGCCCACCACCUGCGUGCCGCAGUCCAUCAGAUCUCGUUCUUCCAGUAUUUUUUACUAGAUGUUGCUCUUGUGCUUUCGCUCGGGGGUGCUUUAUUGUACUUCCUCUUGUCCCGGGUGACAAAGUUCAUCUACAGAAAAAUCAAAAGCCUGUGCUCUAGAAAUAAGCAUAGUGCAGUCAAUGGACAUUACCACAACGGGAUCCUCAAUGGCAAGUAUAAAAGAAAUGGCCAUAUUAAACAUGAAAAGAAGGUGAAAUGAGCCAACACGGCCCGCGUAAUAGAAACAAAUUGGUUCAGUCAUUGAAUCUUUACUGCUAUAAUUUAGUCUAACAGCUACUAAAAGGGAAACAUCAGUAAAAACAAUUCUAACAGUCCCUUAUCAGAUCUUACUAAUGAAAUUCUGUGGAAUGAGGAAGGCUGCAAGCAGCACAAACCUAAAAUGCAAAAAAAAAAGUGUUUUCAAACACUGAUGUUGUAGUGAGUUUGGGCACUGAACCUCUUAGAAGCCUUAAUUAUUUAAAUCAGUUAAGCAACCAUGUCAGACCUUAGUUUUGAAUCUUGUCGUGUGCGUGUCCCAGAUAAGGAAUGGUUUCCGUCCUCUUAGUAAGAGUUGAGUGUGGGUGCGCAUGCGUGUAUCCUGAGUUUUGGCUGCUCACUGUUGUUUGUUGAGGAUAAACCACAUUUAAAACUGAAGUAAACAAGCAGGUUCCACAUGGUUCUCUUCCGGCAUUUAAUGUGCGUGAAUCCAGAACACAAACGUGCAAAAAUACUUUCCCCUAGAAACUGAAUACAGAG
Messenger RNA from Ochotona curzoniae (black-lipped pika), 2335 nucleotides. RefSeq names its product UDP glycosyltransferase 8 (gene UGT8). The record is from RefSeq and is a predicted model, not a curated record. The transcript is spliced from 6 exons. NCBI's taxonomy places the organism in Eukaryota, Metazoa, Chordata, Mammalia, Lagomorpha, Ochotonidae. Gene Ontology annotation, molecular function: UDP-glycosyltransferase activity. The coding region runs from base 174 to 1799 and encodes 541 amino acids.